AUGAGGUGGACGCGUCUACUACUGGGAGCAGUCGCCGCGCUUCUUCUCCCCCAUGGGGGAUUCGCGAUACCCGCUCCAGGAGGUGGCGGAAGCGUGUCGCGUGGAGUGAGUAGUCACUGUGACCGAGACUGCAUGACGGUCAUCGUCGACGGGAUCUUGAAUUCUCUCGUGGCCCAUGACCCGUAUUCUCUUCCAUUGGCACAAAUCUAUCGAGCAACUGAAAACUCGCAUCCUGCUGCUCUGCACAUGAUGACCCUGUGGCGUACCGUUACACGAGCAGAUGGACCGAACCUUUUGGCAAUCGAUACCAAGAACGGCUCCGCAUACUUUGCCUUGGAUAUAAGCGAGGGGAGUGACGAAAGACAGUCCGUUCUCUGGGCCCGGAUAAAGGUUUCCAACAGGGAGAUUACAGAGUUAGAGUUAUACGUGAAUCGCAAUCGUGGUGAUCAUGGCUUCUCUUUCUCACCCAAGGAGCUACCGAAGAACUACUUGCGAUGGAUGAAUCCUCCAUCUGAUAGGACGAAGGCAAGCAGGACACAACUGGAAAGCCUCGGUGCAGCGAUUUUCAAUACAAACAGUACUUUCUCAGUAACAGUGGCUUCUGACUGCCAGUUCACUGAAGAGGGUUGGACUGUAAUUGACCCUGGCCCAGACCGAAAUGAAUCCUACGCGCCGGUUGCGUGUAGCUGGACUAAUACUCGCCCCACGGACUCGAAGGCACGAACCAAUCUUGUCAUUGACGAAGAGUUCGGUAUAGUUGUUACCGGUGCCGUCAUUCCAGGCAAAGUUUAUCCGUAUGGCAACAUCUCGGCCUUCAUCCCGAAUCAUAUGACAUCAGCACAGGAGUUGCAGCAGGAGUGGUUUGAAGUUAAAAAAUCUGAGGGAGCUCAACUUCUUUUGAAUCCUACAUCGGCGAGUGGUGAAACUCUUCAAGUUCUACAGUACUAUAACAACUCACUCCAAGGUCAGCAGGUCAUGCUUUACCUGAGUGGUCCGGAUAUGGAGUCCGCCUGGGUGCAGUAG
Molecule: messenger RNA, 1023 nt
Organism: Penicillium malachiteum
Lineage: Eukaryota; Fungi; Ascomycota; Eurotiomycetes; Eurotiales; Aspergillaceae
Exons: 1
Coding region: 1-1023 (340 amino acids)
Source: RefSeq, a predicted model, not a curated record